Molecule: messenger RNA, 1413 nt
Organism: Exophiala aquamarina CBS 119918
Lineage: Eukaryota; Fungi; Ascomycota; Eurotiomycetes; Chaetothyriales; Herpotrichiellaceae
Product: murein transglycosylase
Exons: 2
Coding region: 1-1413 (470 amino acids)
Biological process (GO): glucan catabolic process
Cellular component (GO): extracellular region; cell surface
Molecular function (GO): beta-glucosidase activity
Source: RefSeq, a predicted model, not a curated record
AUGGCAUCUGGAAUAUUGCGAGUCAAAGGCACCCAGGUGGUGGACGAGAAUGGCAAGGUUGUUCUGCUUCGAGGUUGUGCAAUAGGUGGAUGGCUGAACAUGGAGAAUUUCAUCGUCGGCUACCCUGGACAUGAAUCAAGUAUUCGAGCAGCCAUGCUUGGGGUCCUGGGACAGGAGAACUACGACUAUUUCUUUGAUAGGUGGCUCUAUCAUUUCUUCACCGAGACCGACGCUAAGUUUUUCAAAACUCUCGGACUCAAUUCUAUCCGUAUUCCAUUCAAUUACCGGCAUUUCGAGGACGACAUGAACCCUCGUGUGCUGAAGGAGAGCGGAUUCAAGCACUUGGACCGUGUCAUUGACAUAUGCUCCAAGGAAGGUAUCUAUACUAUUCUGGAUAUGCAUACACUUCCCGGCGGACAAAGUCCAGGGUGGCAUUCUGACAAUACAACGAGUUAUGCUGCAUUCUGGGAUUACAAAGACCAUCAAGAUCGCACCGUCUGGCUUUGGGAGCAAUUGGCACAGCGGUACAAGGGCAAUCCCUGGAUCGCUGGAUACAAUCCUAUAAACGAACCCUGUGAUCCUCAACACACUCGACUACCCGCUUUCUACGUCAGAUUGGAGAAGGCAAUUCGAGCGAUUGACCCCGAUCAUAUUCUCUGGCUUGACGGCAACACAUUUGCCGCUGAAUGGAAGGGCUUUGAUGAGGUCUUGCCGAAUUGCGUCUACUCGUUACAUGACUACAGUAUGAUGGGCUUCCCCACUGGAAGACCUUACAAGGGCACGGACGAGCAAAAGAAAAUACUUGAAGCACAGUUCCUUCGCAAAUCGGAAUUUCAAAGAUCCCGUGAGACUGCAAUUUGGAAUGGUGAAUUUGGCCCAGUGUAUGCUCAAGCGAAAUGGGAUGAAAAUGCAGAAGAAAUCAAUCAAGACCGCUACAAUAUGCUCGGUCAUCAAUUGCAGAUAUAUGACAAGUUCCAAAUCCCAUGGUCGAUCUGGCUGUGGAAGGACGUUGGUCUCCAGGGGAUGGUAUACACCUCCCCAGACUCAGCCUGGAACAAAUUGAUAAACCCGAUUCUUGAAAAGAAGAAACUACUCCAGUUGGAUGCGUGGGGCAAAUAUCCCUCCAAGGAAGUCGAGGAUCUUAUUAAGCCACUCGUCAGCUGGAUCGAUUCGGUAUCACCCACAGCGAAGACGAUAUACCCGAGCACGUGGAAUACAUCCCGGCAUAUUGAGCGACAAGUGCUUCAAACCUUCUUAGCCGAGACAUUUUGUAAGGAAUUCGCGGAGUUGUUCAGGGAUAAGGACAAAGCUGCGCUAGAGGAGCUAGCAGCAAGCUUUAGCUUCGAGCAAUGUUUGCAAAGGGAAGGUCUGAACAAGAUCAUGUCUGAAUAUGCCGCUGUGGCUUCGCAAUAG